AUGGCCGACUACCUUUUGUUCGAGGGCCCUAUGGGUUACUCAAUCUUCAAAGUCGCUCACCAGGGAGACAGCGUUGGAAAUCGCUUGAAGGAAGUUCAAGAUGGUGUGGAUGACCUUGCAAAGUUCGGCAAGAUGGUUGAACUCGCCAGUUUCCUGCCGUUUGAAAACAACAAGCAGGCUCUCAGCGAAAUCAACGAUGUUUCGGAAGGUGUCGCUUCUGACACUCUUAUCAACUUUCUCGAAUUGAACCUUCCAAAGGCCAGCAAAAAGAAGAAGAUCGUUCUCGGACUUGCUGACAAGGCGCUGGCUUCAAGUAUCAAAUCGGCGUUCCCUUUCGUCGAUUGCGAGACUGGAGACACCAGUGAAGUUGUGCAAGAUAUGCUUCGUGGUAUCAGGCUGCAUGCCACUAAGUUGCUAAAGCAGCUCCGUGAGGGUGAUAUGGAUACUGCCCAGCUUGGUCUCGGUCACGCCUACUCCCGCGCUAAGGUCAAGUUCUCCGUUCAGCGUGACGACAACCACAUUAUUCAGGCUAUUGCAAUUUUGGACCAACUCGACAAGGCCAUCAACACUUUCUCUAUGAGAGUGAGAGAGUGGUACUCGUGGCACUUCCCCGAACUUGUCAAGAUCGUUUCGGAUAACCAGCGCUACGCUCAGAUUGCACUCUUUGUCAAGGAUAAAAAGACUCUGACUGAUGAGAGCUUGCACGAUCUUGCUGCUCUUGUGGAGGAUGAUGAAGGUGUUGCACAGAGCAUUAUUGAUGCUGCCAAGCACAGCAUGGGCCAGGAAAUAUCUGAGUCGGACAUGGAGAACGUCAUUGCGUUCGCACAAAGAGUUGUCAGCCUUUCCAAGUACCGCAAGUCGCUGCACGCUUACUUGGUUUCCAAGAUGAGCGUCGUCGCUCCUAACCUUGCUGCGUUGAUCGGAGAGAUCGUUGGCGCUCGUCUGAUUUCGCAUGCCGGAAGCUUGACCAACUUGUCCAAGUAUCCCGCUUCCACCGUGCAGAUUCUCGGCGCGGAGAAGGCUCUUUUCAGAGCUCUGAAGACCAAGGGAAACACGCCCAAGUACGGACUGCUGUACCACUCUUCUUUCAUUGGCCGAGCUGGCCCCAAGAACAAGGGCAGAAUCUCGCGAUUCCUUGCAAACAAGUGCUCUAUCGCUUCCAGAAUCGAUAACUUCUCCGAGGAACCCUCGACCAAGUUCGGUGAAGUCCUGAAGAAGCAGGUUGAAGAACGCCUGGAGUUUUAUGCUUCUGGCGCACCCCCUACUAAGAACGAAGUUGCCAUGAAAUCUGCCAUGGAUGCCGUUCUGGCUGAGAUGGACAUCGACGCUGAUGACAGCGACAAGGAGAUGCAGGACGUCGAUGACAAGGCUGAGAAGAAGGAGAAGAAGGAAAAGAAAGAAAAGAAGGAGAAGAAAGAGAAGAAGGACAAGAGCGAGAAGGAAGAAAAGAAGAAGAAGCGGAAGUCCGACGUUGGCGAAGGCGAAUCCGAGAAGAAGAAGCGCAAGCACGACAGCGAUGCCGAGCCGUCCAAGAAGAAGAAGAAGGUCUAA
Aspergillus fischeri NRRL 181 is the source of this 1551-nucleotide messenger RNA. It is a transcript of the gene sik1, whose product is annotated as snoRNP complex protein NOP56. Gene Ontology annotation, cellular component: box C/D methylation guide snoRNP complex; small-subunit processome. NCBI's taxonomy places the organism in Eukaryota, Fungi, Ascomycota, Eurotiomycetes, Eurotiales, Aspergillaceae. Gene Ontology annotation, molecular function: snoRNA binding. The transcript is spliced from 3 exons. The record is from RefSeq and is a predicted model, not a curated record. Bases 1 to 1551 code for a protein of 516 amino acids.